This is a messenger RNA of Penaeus chinensis, 8989 nucleotides long. It is a transcript of the gene Camta, whose product is annotated as calmodulin-binding transcription activator 2-like. The coding region runs from base 16 to 4440 and encodes 1474 amino acids. Gene Ontology annotation, molecular function: transcription coregulator activity; double-stranded DNA binding; protein binding. The record is from RefSeq and is a predicted model, not a curated record. Gene Ontology annotation, cellular component: nucleus. Gene Ontology annotation, biological process: regulation of transcription by RNA polymerase II. The transcript is spliced from 23 exons. NCBI's taxonomy places the organism in Eukaryota, Metazoa, Arthropoda, Malacostraca, Decapoda, Penaeidae.
UCGUCAUAGGAAUGUAUGUCAUUUUUUUUUUUAUAUUUGUGUCUUUUCUUACAGUGCAUUUACGGCUGUUACGUGCACUCUGCAAUCCUCCCAACGUUUCAUCGACGAUGCUACUGGUUGUUGCAGAACCCAGACAUUGUCCUGGUACACUACCUGAACGUACCGUACCCAGAUGACAACAAGUUGGUCAUGGCCUCGAGCAUUUCACUGUGGGCUGACAAGAAGGAGUGGACCAAGGAAGAGCUCAUUAGUCAGCUCAAGCCCAUGUUCUUCAGCGAGGAUGAACCUGACCUCAACAACGAGCUUGAAAUAUCGCCUUCGUGUGGAGGUCGGGUCUACAGCCAGAUUAGCAAGACGGCAGAGACAGUGGAGGCCAUAGUGGCACAGCUGAUGGAGAAGCAGCGUGUGGCCCGAGCAGCAGCCGCAGCAGCAGCUGUUGCAAACAAGAGCAGUGUGGAAUGUGGCUGUGGGGCAGGGGUUGGUGGUGAACACAGCAAACAGUGCACGUUGCACCCCCUGCGACGUCUUGGGGUGGCAAAGCUGCCACACCACCAUCACCAUCACCACCACCACCACCAUGACUCUGCCAACACUGUCACUUCCUCACGCCAAGCUCUGGUGGCGAUGCCCACUCCCUCAGACAAUGAUAGCAAUAACCAGGUAUCGUCAACGAGUGGGCCAGGUGGGUGCGUCACCCCCCAGUACCAGGGCGUAACUCAGGAGGGGGCCCGCCCACCAGAGCCCCCACCCUCCACCAGCAACACCACUAACAACAACAACAAUAAUAACAACAACAACAACAACAACAACAACAACAACAAUAAUAGCAACAACACCACGCCCAACAACAAUAACAACAAUCUCAACACCACCACAGCCCCGCUAAUCCUGAACCUGUCCAACAUCCAGGGCGGGGGCGGGCUGCUCAUCCUCAACAGUGGUGGGGGGGGUGGGCACCACCCUGCCCCACAUCCCCCACUGGCUGGCCCCCUCACGCUCACGUCGUAUCUGGGGCAGCCCCAUCCAAUCUCCACCGCUGCCUCCAUCGUCCACGGACCGCCCCUCGUACCACACUCCACCCACGUAGCGCACCUCCACCACGCACCACACCACCACCACCAUCCUCACCACCAUCACCACAUGCACCAGCAGCAGCAGCAUCACCCGGGCCAGCAUGGACCACAGCAGCAGCAGCAGCAUGGACCCCAGCAGCAAGGUGGGCCGCCACCCCAACAUAAUGCAAACCUGUUGGUGAAGCGUGAGGGAGAUAAGGCUGACGUCAUGGAGACUCUCAAACUGGACGCCACCAAUGGCAACAUUGCCCUCGAUGGUACCUUUGCAAACCUUGUGUCUAGUCUUGAGGCUGGAGAGGCCAGACCCACACAACAGCAACAACAGCAGCAUCAACAGCAACAGCAACAGCAACAGCAGCAACAACAGCCCACUAAAGAUACUUUCUUGGGUAUCAAAGCUGAGCUGUCUGAAUUGUCUGUGGAGAAAACAGAAUUAUUUUCUGACACAUUAGACCUCUCUCCUGACGACAUCCAGAAGACCCUCUCUGCUAACCUCCCCCCGGGGUCAUGCAGCCGCAAGACUCCCUCCUCCACUGAUGUCAAUCCGAUGGACUUCAUCGAUAAUGAUAUGACCUCACCUGAGGAUGAUGUUCUUGCAAACCUUGAUGCAUUCGACAUGCUGAGUGACUUUCCUGACCUGGAUCACUAUGAUACAUCCCCCCCUGACAACCUGAACAGCAACAAUAGCAACAGCAGCAGCAGCAGCAGCACAAACAACAGUGGCAAGUCGGUUACUAAUCAGAGUCAACAGACCACCAGGAUGGAUUACAGAGAGAAUACUGCAAAUAUUACUGAUUACUCUCCUGAGUGGGCUUAUCCUGAGGGUGGAGUGAAGGUGUUGGUGACAGGGCCAUGGUACAGUAGUUCAUCCCCGUACACUGUUUUGUUUGAUGGUGUUCCAACAGCCACAACUCUUGUCCAGUCAGGUGUUCUACGGUGCUACUGCCCUGCACAUGAGGUUGGCCUUGUGACUCUUCAAGUGGCAUGUGAAGGGUUUGUCAUCUCUAAUUCUGUGAUAUUUGAGUACAAAAAGCCUCCAUCUGAUGAGAACAAAGUCAAGGAGUUCAUGGCCUGGUUCCCACAGGAGCAGGGUGUCCGGGAGCAAGACGAGCACCUCCUGAAGUUCACACUCUUGCAGCGUCUGGAGACAAUGGAGACAAGGGUCCAGGUGUGCCCAGACAGCCAGAAGAGCCCAUCCAAUUACGAAAGUGAUGUUAUGAUGCACAAAGCUCAGAAUUUUGAGGAGAGAGUUGUGUUAUACUGCCAGAGGAUGAGCAAGAAACCAUGGCUUGGAAUGGACCAGGGAUUUGCUGCUGGUCUUCCAGAACUUCAUGGUCUUACACUUCUACACCUUGCAGCCAUGCUUGGUUAUUCAAGGUUGAUUGUAUCCCUCCUUCGAUGGCGUGAUGAGAAUCCGUCACUGGUGCUGGAGUGUGAAGUGGACGCAUUGCGGCAGGAUUCCCGUGGCUGCACCCCACUCAGCUGGGCAUGUACAAGGGGACAUCGCCACACUGCGCUCCUCCUCUAUCGGUGGAAUUGUCAAGCUCUGUGUUCUAGAAAUCAACUUGGUCAAACUCCACUGCAGUGUGCAACAAUUAAUGGUCAUCAUGCAUUAGCAGAGGAACUUCAGCAGUUAGAGAGACAGCGGGUACAGGGUGACCCCACUGAAGGCCUCCACCUCUCUUUGUCAUCAGCCUCGUCAAGCUCUCAGCUCUCUACCUCAACUGCUACCACCUCCUCCUCCUCCACAACUUCCUCUUCCUCCACGACCUCAGGAGCCAAUCCUAGCUUCACUAUGGCAGGGAUGGCUCACCAAUCACCUGAUGUGUUCCUUCGGCCUUCCCCGCGGAGAUGUGAUUUCAAGAAGCAGCGCCAUUUGAGUGUGGAUCUGCCAUUAAGCAGUGAGCAAGAACCAGCUCGACCAGUUGGAUGUCCUUCCCCUGCAUCAUCAGGCAGUGACUCCUCAGUUCGACGUGGGAGGCUGAUCAAAAGACCCUCAGUUGACUCAGGCAUAAACUUGGCCAAUGUUGACACGUACAAGAGAGCGAGCUUAGACUCUGGUCUGGAUGUACUGCAAAAGUAUUCCAGGGGAGAAGGAUCAAGUCCACAUGUUUCGACACCAUCCUUAGCCCUUGACAAUACUGGGGACGAGAUGCUGGACUCCCCCAUGCCCUUCCAGUUCACACCAGGUGGAAGCAGCCAGGUCCAGACAGAGGGGGAGGAGGAUGAUCACUCUUCCCUUAGAGGUGUAGACAGUAGUUACGCUAGUCGUCGGGAGUCGUUAAGUUCAGAAAUGGCAGGUUUGGCUGCGCCUGAUGACAGUCGUGUCCUCACUCUUGCUGAGCAGAUCAUUGCCGCUCUUCCCGAGAGAAUCAAGAGUGAUGGAGAAGAGCUGAUGCAGUUGGAGCCAAGCCCUGUUGCCCCAGAACCUCCGUCAUCUGAUUUGGACAUGGAAGUCAUAUUGGAUGAGCCGCCAGACACGACAUCAGAGUUCAACUUUGAAUUCUCUGAUAUCUCAUCUUAUAGAUAUAUUGACGUAGGAACACCUAGCUCCUCCAUGAGUCCAGCCUCGUCCAGCUGCUUGCCCUCACCAGCCUCCUUCACUCUGGAGAGCCCCUCACCCCCUCCCACAACGGCAGACUUCUCUGAAUUCUUUCAAGCCUCGACCAAAGACUUCUCCAGAGACUUUUCUAAUCUUACUCUCUCAGACCGUGAGCAGCGGGAAUUAUAUGAGGCUGCAAAAACAAUUCAAAAGGCCUAUAGGCUUUAUAAGGGACGCAAGAGACUCCAAGAGCAAGAUAAAGAAAGACAAGCAGCCAUAGUCAUCCAGAAUUAUUAUAGACGUUACAAACAGUAUGUGUAUUUUAGACAAAUGAGCAGAGCUGCAACACUCAUUCAGAACCAGUUUCGGUCUUACUGUGAACACAAACGCUUCAAGAAGAGUCUCGAAGGUGGCACUCAUACUGGUGUAAAUUUUUCACUGAGAGGAUCCAGAGAGACAACACCUAUACCAACAUUAAAACGAACAUACUCACAGCGAAGGCAACAUCAAGCUGCUCGAAAAAUUCAGCAGUUUAUGCGCCAGACAAAGCAAAAAUUACAGAGAGAGCGAGCGCAGGCGGCAGAAAGAGAGAAAGUGGGCCAGGCGGCGGGCCCGGGGUGCCAGGGACCAGCAGUGGGGGGAACAGCAGCAGUGGGGGGGCCAGCAGUCACAGCACAGCAGCCUCUCCCUCCCCCGGCCCUUCUCCACCAGCUCCCUCCAGCACGGGCGGGCCCCUCAUCGGAGCUCUCCCUCCGCGACACAGACCCUUUACUCUCGAGCACAGCCCAUGCACCUGACCAAACUGACCAUCAGGACUGUCAUUGAAGCUAUUGGAUGGGAGAACUGCCAAGCCUCCUUGGGUAAAGGGAAGCUAAGCAUGAAGCGUCGGUGCUCAAGUUUUUCAUGUGGACAGGACCUGAGAAAUGUAUCAAGACUGAUGAGUGUUCAAAGUGGUGCAUCACUACAGUGGAUGGAGCUGCCAAGGGCUCUGUAAGGAAGUGGAGAUGUGCUCCACCAUCUGGUAUCUGCAGGACUGUGGACAUGAGAGAUGCAGGGAUAAGGGACAGUAACUCUGCCACUGUGUGUGCGCCAGCUCUAGUGACCUUAACAAGUCAAAAGUUUCAUUUGCAUUGUGAUUUGCCUUUCUGAUAGCAAAGCUAUAGUAAUUUCAGUGCAUGUGUAAGGGAAAUCUUUUUUAAAAAGGUGUGAAUAUAUGUAUAAUGGUUAUAGAAAAAAGGUGUAUUAUGCUGCAAACCAGACUGUCUAAAUUGAAUAUCAGCAUCUUUACCUUGCUGAUCCCAAGCUAACAUCACUGCCUGUUAUGAUUUUGCUUUCAAAGGAAAUCUAGCCUGAACAGUAAUUCUUGCUUACAUCCCUAAAGAACAAAAAAUAAAUAAAUAAAUACAUAUUCUGUAGAAUAUGAAUAUUUCAGUUGAACGUUUAUUCAGUCACACUAAAUGUUUACUUGUUAAAAUCAUUUCACAAAAUCUCUGACUACCUCAUUUGAAAAGUAUUCCUAAGACACUAUCAUGGAUGAAGAAACCAUUGUGAUGCAGGGAUGGAGUUGAAUAUUCCACAUUUUAGUAGACUAAAAUUGUAUACUGAUUUGAAAUGUUGGUAUCAAAGUUCCUUUCCUCAUGAUGUGUAUAUGUGUCAGUGAUGGGUUGGGAAAGUAUUCAGGGGUGAAAUGAACAAGUGUGAUAACCAUUAUAUACCCAGUGAGACAUAAUGAUGAUGUAUCUGAUAAUAAUAGGGAUAAUAAUUUUACAUUCACAUGAAUUAUUAUGUUGAUCUUAAGAGAAGAAUUGGCAUAUUUCUUGCCAUGUGUGGAGUGUGGGAAUAUAUCCAAUGGGGAAUUGCUUUUUGAAGGAUUGUAGUCAAAUGUGUUGAUUUCCUUUCCUGUAUAUUUUAUUAUUGAUUUCUCAAACUUCACUAUUUUAAAGCAUUGUACAAAUUAUUCCCAUGCAUCACUGUAGCCAGAAUAGUGCAUAAAAACAGGAAGGCUUAUAUGGCAAUAAUACUGCAUAAUGUUAUUGGAGAUAAGUUCUUCCAUAAUAUUCCUUUGGCCUUAACAUUUGUUUGAAGACAUGUACUUAACAAAAUAUUUAUAAAUAAUUACAUUGUCAGAAGCAAACUAUUUUUAAAAUUGAUAUACUUGAUAUUCAGUGUCAUCAGAAUAGAUGGAAGGUUUUCCCCUUAUAUUUUGACAUAUGAAUUUCUUAUAUACUUAGAGAAAGAUAGCUUGAGCUAAUGUGCUUUCAGUGAGCAAUUGAUAAAGUCUAAAGCGGUAAGGCUUACUGAUAAAUAUAUGUGUUACCCGUACCGAUUCAGCCAAUUUGAAUGGUGAGGCGAGUGUGACUCAGCCUCCCUUGGCUCGGCAUGAGAGGAGAGAUAUGACGCUGUUGAUGCUACGGUACAAAACAGUCCAGGAUAUGUGUGGGAUGUUGUUGCUAUCCCUCAUGAGAGCACUGUUCAAGUGCUCUGGUGUGGCACUUGUGGUGUUUUGUGGUUCACAACCGAGGCCGGUCCUCCCAGUGCCACAGAGUCCUGGUUUGUUGUAGUUGGGUUGUUUACCAAGACGCCUCAUCUAGUCCCCCCUCGUAGCGAGCAGUUAGUGACCUACCCACCAUUUUCUACUAGAUGAAUAUUAGUUAGGCAUUUUGCUUUUUAAAGAAAAUAGAGAAGGGAAGUAUUUUUCAUUCUGCAGUGCUUGAUUCAAUCUUCCCUUACUAAAUAUCUAUUUUUCUUGCUGGAGAACAAAGUAAUAUUAUGAGGGCCAGGAACAUUGCUGGAUGUCUGACCAGUACAGGUCCAUUUUCUCUUAUUCAUAAUAGCAGUUAUGUAUAGACAUACCAGCUUUUAGAAUUUGUCUCUAGACUCAAAGUAAAUGCUUAUUUUUCUUUACUUGAUUUACUCUUUGAGUCUGGAGACCUCCUUGUCUUCUUGAUUACUCUAUCAUAUACUAUAUAGAGUAUUUUAUCCCAAGAGUGUUUUGCAUGUAGUUUGAUCCAACCCUGUGAUCAAUUGUUUAUUUUCCCAUUCUCAUUCCUCUCUGGAGAGUCAGAAGCUUGGCAGAGUGGCUUAUUAAACAAAUAAUUGGAUCAUGAUGAUCUGCAACCAUUCAUUUCAUUGUGAAUUGUAGAAAUUCACUGCCAGUAUUUGAUUUCACAUUGUACUCCAAAGUAUUAUGAAUAUUUGUUUGGUAGCAGACAGAGAAUUUCGUAAUAUUUUUAGUACCACAUAAACAUAACAAGAGUCACAGUUGCAGCAUAGUUAUUUACAAUCUUUCUUGAGUUUAGGAGCAUCAGAAAGGGGAAUGCUUUGAAUUCACGGUUUAGAGUUCAAAUCCUCUUGAUCUCCUUGGUACUCCAGUUUCACUGAUCAUGUCCUGUGGAAAGUUUAAGGAAAUAUAAACUGCUGCAUUUGACUCCAAUACUCAAAAGCUUUUAAACUAGGCAAGUGCAAUUAAUAUAAUUCUCAGGAUGGUACAUGUCAAACAACAAGCAAUGAAUCAGUGAAAUGAAGAUUGCAUCUGAUGGCUCACACCUUAUAUCAUCAUUUCCAUUAUCUUUAAUAACAAUAUUCCAUAGUUCAUCUGUUCAUCAUGGUGCACUUCAUUUACUAAUUAGUUGCACUAUAUCUCAAAACAGUAUUUUAUGCAAAGUAUUACAGUCUGGUAAGCUUGCUCUGUUUGAGGGUUCAUGAAGAUUGUAGACAAUGUAGCAAGCAGUUUGUCCACAUAAAUUUUAUAGGGCAUAAUUUACAUUUAAUUUAAAGGUAUGUGAAGGCAGAUCAAUGACCUCUUCAGUAAUGAUAGACUAGAUUGAAACUUAAUCAGACUCAUUUUCUUGUCACCAUACAAGUUAAAUAAGUCUUCUUUCAGUACCAUUUUAGUAUUGGAAUCGGCAAUCCCACAGUGAAUGAUCUCUUACAAUGUAGUUGAUCCUUGAGAUGGAAACGGAGGACAGUUGUAUAGGUUUCCUCCAAUAGAUUGGAUGGUAUUGUUAGGAUGAUGAGAUACAGCAAUUAGCCAGUCCAUGCUUUUUGGCAGUCUAUUUUUCUGGCAACUUAUUUUCUUCUUCAUCUGUAGUGUAGUGGAACAAAAAAGUAGAGUUAAUGGGUUUCUGUACUCAGGCCACCUAGAGACACUGCAGAUGGUGUUAAUGUUUUACAAAUUUUUUUUAUCAUUAGCCCACAUCAACAAUAAUUACACAUUAAGAGCAGGUUGUCCCCUGCAUCGGAAUUAAAUCAAAAUAAUUUCAGUGUCCUAGGUCGUUUGGAGUCAGAAACUAAAUUUUGAUACCUUGCCAGAAAGGGUGCUCAUUACCUCUGAUUUGAGGGGAUAUAAAGAGCCAAGUAUCAGGAAAGUUCUUGUAUAUAAAGCACUGUAUAUUACUCCUAAGAUUUAAAAACCCUUUUAACAUCCACACGAUGUACAUAGCUGUUGAUCAUGUUAUAAAUUUUAUUCUAUAUUAACUGAUGGAAGACAGUAGUAAGUCUUACAAAUGAUUCUUCUCCCAAACAUUUUUCUUGUUUGCUAUUCCUGCAACUUUUUCCUAGUCUCUCUAAAAUGUGACCAACAAUCCAAGACUGUAUGAGAUCAGAUCUAUAUGUUGUUGAUUUCUAUGAUGUUUAUUUUUGUUCAAAUCUACUUUUUUAUCUAUUUGUUAUAUCUUCAAUGUGUGAUGAACUAAAAGGUCUUGGGUAAAAAUGUAACCUUCACUACAUGAGAGGGGAGUAUUGCACCUUCCUGUAUAAAUAGGGGUUUAAAAUGAAAUAAUAGAUUGCCUGUUCAAAGUAUUAUGCUGGUUACAAAAGAUUGUGCUCUUUCACCCAUUACCUCAAGUCUUACAGUAAUAAUUUCAUGUGGCUUUCACUGUGACCUGCAAGUAAAUCAUCAAGUAAUUGCUCAUUAGCUCAUUUUCUAUCAGCACGAGAUGCACCCAGGGGUAAAACUGCAUCUUUCCCUCUUAAAUCUUGUGUGUGGGAUUCAUAUUUUCAGACAAAGUACACCUUUCACUAUAAUGUAUAUGCAACAGUCUUGUACUGACAGAAGAGAAGAGUAUCAGAUAUUUUAACCCUACUGGUUCAAAUUUUUUCUUUAAUAUAUACUGCAUACAUUUUUAUUAAUUUCUGAAUUCCAUAAGAACAUGCAUCUAGGCAAGAGUCCGCCGAUACUACUGUUCUUGUGGUUUUAUUUUUAUACAGGCGUCAAGUCCAGUAGCAAAACUUGUCGUGUCAGUUAUUCAAUGUGAAUUGUUUGUUACUUUGUACAAUUCUUUCUUAUUUUUUUAUUGAAGAUUUGAAGUCUAUUCAGGAAUGUUAUGAUUUUUACUAUUGGAAUAAAAUAUUUAUUGGAUUGCGUCACAGAAAA